This is a messenger RNA of Tetrapisispora phaffii CBS 4417, 2976 nucleotides long. RefSeq lists its product as uncharacterized. Gene Ontology annotation, cellular component: membrane; endomembrane system. The record is from RefSeq and is a predicted model, not a curated record. Gene Ontology annotation, biological process: intracellular calcium ion homeostasis; calcium ion transmembrane transport. The transcript has a single exon. Lineage: Eukaryota; Fungi; Ascomycota; Saccharomycetes; Saccharomycetales; Saccharomycetaceae. Gene Ontology annotation, molecular function: calcium:proton antiporter activity. Bases 1 to 2976 code for a protein of 991 amino acids.
AUGGGCAAGGCAAACAAAAAUGGUCUAGUUCCUGUUGGCUCAGCUACAAAUUUAAGACCAAAAUUAAAGAAUGCUAAUGAAUCUAGAAGAAUCUUUAGUGUAGAUGAUGACAUAGACGAAUUCCAAUACGAUCAAGAUGCUAUAAACAAGAAUGUUGGCUCUACUGAAAACGUUAACAAUGUCAACAUUGUCAAUUUGCAAAACACAAUGAGUAAUGGUCUAUUGCAUACAAAGGAAAGCAAUUUAUCAGUUAAACAUACCAAUAGUGAAACAUUAUUCAACUCAGUUUUUAAAAACCACGACGAUAACAAUAAUAUUAAUAAUAAUAACUUAAUAGAUGCAAUUAACGGAAGAGCAAGCAAAAACUUGACAAACGCCAUCAGCAAUGAUUAUACUGACUCUUUCAAUUCGGAGAAUCCAUCCGGAAACGUUGAGUCAACAACCAUCGAGGAUGCUAAUAAUGAUAAUAAUGAUAUUACUGGAUUGUACGAUGACCGUGAAUCAACGUCUUCAAACUCAACAACUAAUUCUAUAGAGUCAUACACUUUACGUGAAAGACAAGACGCAAUUAAUAAAACUCAUCCAUUUGGUAUCAGAAUAUGGAAACCUGCGUUAUACAAGAAAUCAAGGUCGGUGCAAAGAACUGCUGAUGAAGAUAUUCAUGAAAUUAAAUUGAAAAAACCUUUAACCUGGUAUAUACACCUGGUUAAUAUCAUUUACACAAUAACAUUCGGAGUAUUACUUUUCAUGUUAUGCAAUAUCUUAAGUAUUACGAGUUUAUCUCUAGGCAUUUUUACAAAAUCUGCAAGGGAUUAUUCAGAAUUUUUGUUUAAGUUGUCAUUAUAUUUAUUUUAUCCCUUUGGGAAAAUUGUUUAUCUAACUCAGGAUGACCGUUACCUAAAGGAAGAUAACAAUGAAGGUAUAAGUUUCCAGCAAUUCUACACAUGGAUCUCAUCUUAUAGUAGAAUCUUUUCGUCACAACAUAAUGAUGAAUUUCCACCAAACAGCAGUGCUGAAAAUAAUUUAAAUACUCCACAAGUUUCAACAGGUAGUACAAGACAAAGAGAUUCUUACCAAUCACUAAAAGAAAUAGAUCCAUUAAACCAAAUUUCAUACGGUUCUAUUCAACAGUAUAUUUCAGAUCAACAAAAUCUGAAUAGUGGUAACAAUAGUAAGAACAGCAAAAUAAUAUCUUCAUUGUCAAGUAGUUCACAACAAGAUGGGGUAGACAGCAAUGCAGAUGAAAAUGAAAAUCAAAACUUGAAUUUGAGCAAUUCAAAUGAUGAUAAUAUUGUCCAAAGGAGAUAUUUUGGUAGAGGUAAAUGGACUUUGGGAAGAUUUAUAUUUUAUACAUUUUUCCAUUUGAUAUUACAGCCAAUAAUUUUGUUGGUUUCUCUUAUAUUGUGGUUGCUUGUAUUUACAAUUCCAAUGAGUAACAUUUUAUGGAAACUGAUGUAUCAUUGUAGAAGACAUCCGUUAGCUUUAGAUUUCAAAAGUGUAAAGAAAACUAUGGCAGAAGAACAACAAAAACUUAACGGGGAAGACUAUUCAAAUAAAAGUGUGCUGUUAUGCAGUUUCCGUUUUGCUGGUUGGCACUAUUAUAAAUAUACGGUCGAUGGUACUAAUAUAAUAGUGAUGAAUCUAAUAUUUAUGGUAUUAUUUACUAUUUUUGAUUUUUUUGUUUUAAAAAGAAUCUGGGGAAUUGAGGCAUGGUUCAGUGACGAAUCUAGUAUAUUUGUAUUCUGUUUGAUAUCUAUCAUUCCCUUGGCAUUUUAUAUUGGACAAGCUGUGGCAUCUAUAUCAGCUCAAACUUCCAUGGGUCUUGGUGCUGCUAUUAACGCAUUUUUCUCCACAGUUGUUGAAAUCUUUUUAUAUUGCGUUGCAUUGAGUCAAAAUAAAGGUCUACUAGUAGAAGGUUCAAUGAUAGGCUCAAUUUUAGGUGCUGUAUUAUUACUUCCAGGGCUAUCAAUGUGCGGCGGAGCUUUAUAUAGGAAAACACAACGUUAUAACCCAGCUAGUGCUGGUGUUUCAUCGGCUCUGUUAAUAUUUUCAAUGAUUGUUAUGUUCAUUCCUACUAUGUUAAAUGAGAUAUACGGCGCAUAUUAUAUAACAUGUAUUGAUGAGGAUAAACCUAAGGAGUUUAGUGUGAAAAAUGUAGUUUUAGCUGUGACAACUGAGAGAUGUUACUUUUCCCAUCCCCCGCUAAAGUUCAAUAAAUUAUACAGAACUGUUCUUCAACCAAUGUCUGUUACAUGUGCUAUCAUAUUAUUUAUGGCAUACAUCAUUGGACUUUGGUUCACCUUAAGAACUCAUGCAAAAAUGAUUUGGCAAUUACCUAUUGCCGAGCCACCAAGAGAAUUCUCAUCAAUGCAACAUGUUGAAUCUGCCACUAGUGGAAUUACAGCUUUACCAGUAGAAGAACAAUCCGGAGGACACGAUGCUCCAAAUUGGUCGAGAUCAAAAUCUACUUGUAUUUUAUUAGGUGCAACUCUAUUGUAUGCCACAAUAGCUGAAAUUCUUGUUGAUUGUGUUGAUUCAAUUUUAGAAGAAUUCCCUGGUUUGAAUCCGAAGUUUUUAGGAUUAACAAUAUUUGCUUUGGUUCCUAAUACAACAGAGUUUUUAAAUGCUAUUUCUUUCGCUAUGUAUGGUAAUGUUGCAUUAUCUAUGGAAAUUGGUUCUGCAUAUGCUUUGCAAGUUUGUUUGUUGCAAAUUCCAGCUUUGGUUAUCUAUUCAAUAUAUACCACCAUCAAUGUUGACCAUGCCACAAUUGUCAUCAGAGAUCAGAUGUUUGCAUUAGUCUUCCCUAGAUGGGAUUUAAUUGGUUCCAUGGCUAGUGUUUUCCUAUUUACAUAUCUUUAUGCCGAAGGUAAAUCUAACUAUUUCAAAGGGUCAAUGUUAAUCCUACUAUACAUUGUAAUCAUCAUUGGAUUUUACUUCCAAGGUGUUAUUAGAAGUGAAGAGUUAAUCAAAAAUUAA